AUGAAGUAUAUACUGUAAUAUCCUGUAGGCGUUUUUUUUUUUUUAACAAUUUGGAAGCUAAUUGUGGCUGCUUUUAUGAAAGAAGGCAAAAAUGAUAUGUUACAUUUUGUUUAAACCAUCGUAGAAUUUUAAAAAUUAUCGUAGAAUAACGAAACAAAUCGCAUUAAAAAGCUGAAAUCUUCAGCUUUUCAACAAAUGAGAUGAACCUCUUUUAGACGAACUGUUAUGACAUUGCGAAAUAAACGUGAAUAUUACGUUAGUCAUAUGUUGUCAAAUUUGGAGGCGGAAUUAAAUCUGCGAAAGAAAACUCGGCAUAUUGAACUUCAACAAUUUCAAAAUACCAUUGUGUGUAACUUGAAUAUUGGUGCGAAUUGUGAGAUAUCCACCGCCGAGCGUAACGAUGAGGUGACCGGGUAAGUCAGUAUAAUAAAGUUCAGUAAUUUACAUGAAAAUAUAUCAUUUCUUUGCGUUUUUAAAAUUAUAAAUAACUAAUUUUCGUUUGCAGGUACUUCUAUAUGAAAUAAUAUGAGCACAACUCUGAUGACCAAUGAUAAAGAAGAGGUCGUGUAUGUUGGCGAUGGCUCCGCUUAUGUGCCAGUUCCGUCGUUAAAGAGCCGACCCGUGAAUCCGAAUCUUCAAGCUCUUCAAACUCUUCAAGGCCUGCAAGGGCUUUCUGCAGGGGGAGGUACCGGCGUAGUCGGUGACGAAGAUUGGAGGAGACACCCAGAGACUUGGGACCGCGAACACCGAAGAUACAGACCCAAUACGACGCGAGUGCAACAUAUCGAGGCGGAAUGUCAAGACGACUACAUGAAAAUCAGGAUUGGAUUCAACGGAUCUUUUGCCGGCCUCUUAUAUUCAGCAGGCUACUCGUACGAUCCCGAUUGCAUGUACGUUAACGGGACGGGCCGCGACUACUAUGAGUUCUACAUUCAGCUGAAUCGAUGCGGCACCCUCGGCGAGAACACUCAUCAUCAGGACAGCAGGAAGAAUCCGACGAAAAAUCUCAUGUGGAACACGGUCACCGUGCAGUACAAUCCAUUGAUAGAGGAGGAAUUCGACGAGCACUUUAAGGUGACUUGCGAGUACGGUUACGACUUUUGGAAGACGGUGACAUUUCCCUUUCUUGAUGUCGAGGUCGCCACGGGAAAUCCCGUAGUCUUCACCCUGCAGCCUCCGGAGUGCUACAUGGAAAUCAGAUACGGUUACGGGACCACUGGAACUAGAGUGGCUGGACCAGUUCGCGUUGGCGAUCCCCUGACUCUCAUUAUCUACAUGCGCAGUAAAUACGACGGUUUUGAUAUCGUUGUGAACGAUUGCUACGCGCAUAAUGGCGGGAACAAAAGAAUUCAACUGAUCGAUCAAUACGGAUGUCCGGUCGAUGAUAAACUGAUCAGCCGGUUUCGAGGCUCCUGGUCGGAGAGUGGCUUGUUCGAGACGCAAGUCUUCGCUUACAUGAAGACCUUCAGGUUCACCGGAUCGCCGGCCCUGUAUAUCGAAUGCGAUGUUCGCAUGUGCCACGGAAGAUGCCCGAGUCAACCUUGCCACUGGAGAAACGCGAAGAACGUAGUAAAACGAUCAGCGUCGGAAAUGAUCGGUGGACCAUCGACACCGGCAACCAGUUUGUCGGAGAACGUGAAUCUCUUCCAGUCUCUUCGCGUCCUUCAGGAAGGCGAGGCGGACACGGAACUGUUCCAGAAUUCCACGAGCGCUUUUCGCAGUGGACUUAGCGAAUCUACAACUGACAAAGUGUGCUUGAGAUCUUCUGUGGCCAGUACAAUAGUGGCAGUCGGCUGCGGAUUCUUUUGUAUCAUGGCCGGCACGAUACUGGUCAUGUGCUCGCGAAUGCGACGACACGCACGAGAAAAAUUAUUGUCGGACAGCAUAAGUUAUAUGACGCAUAAGGGCCGAAUCAAUUAAAAACAGCGCUAGCGCGCGGAGAAGCCUGUUUCUUCUCUUCUUCAUCUCGAUCGGCGAUAUCCUCGCAUCUCGCAUCUCUCGGAGUUGCCAAGAAGAAAUGCUCUGCCGAUAAGAUAGAAACGCGUAAUGUGUCGUUAAGAGGAUGCCGGAUACCGACAGAAUGCGAAUAUUAGUAGGAUUGCAAAAUAUUUUU
Messenger RNA from Formica exsecta, 2113 nucleotides. RefSeq lists its product as uncharacterized. The transcript has 9 exons. The coding region runs from base 526 to 1920 and encodes 464 amino acids. Lineage: Eukaryota; Metazoa; Arthropoda; Insecta; Hymenoptera; Formicidae. The record is from RefSeq and is a predicted model, not a curated record.